AUGGAGGAGUUACCAACAAAAUUGAGUACAGAUACGGUUGAAACAGAACUAUUUAUUAACUCGUUGAAUCGUCUAAUGAACGAUUAUGACGAUGAAACUUCCAACGAUUCUGCCGACGAUACCAAUACGAAUCGACUGACACUUACGGACCAAACACAAUCGUCAUUCACAAACCUCAUCAACGACCUGCUCAAAACCAAUCCUAAUGCCGAGUACGGACAUUUCGAGUCUUACGCCAACGCCAUGUAUUGCCAUGACUGUCAGUUGAUGCUGUGGCCAAAAUACGUUUCCCAAAUCCCGUGUAAGGUGCCCGAGUUUAUCGUGGAACAAGACGGUACCGUGACCUACAUACACACUAAAUGCGAAAAACUGGACUUGUCAAAAUACAUACAUUCCUUAGCCGAAGAAUCUGGAAGCUGGGAAAAAACGUACUGGCAUUUAUGGUCGGAAUGUCAUUUCUUAUCUUGCACCGUGUGUAAAUUACAAUAUCCGGUGAGGAACUCGGGUAUGUGCCUGUACCAUCCGGAGAAACCCGAAUACUUUCCGAUCGGAGAUUUGGGCUUGGAGCAACCCAUAGGCCGUUAUCCGUGUUGUGGUGAAAGAGCUUUCCGAUUUGAACUGGUGAAAAAUCCUUUCGGUUGUAAAUACCGUAUGCACGUACCGAAUAAAAAAAACCUAUUCUGUCAACAUAUCAUGAAUUUGGUGUGUAGUAAUAUGGAAAUGACUGUGGCGAGCCCUCCUGCGUUGAAUCACGAAAAAAAAAUCAUGAAAUUCGUAUGUUUGGAUCCUGGAAUAAAAAGACAAAAUCAUCAACAUUGGUGGACAAAAUUGACGUUUGGAACAAAUGGUUAUAUAUACCAGCCAAUGAUUUCUUUAGGGUAUAACUUUCUAAACUGCCAAAAAAAAAGGAAAAAUUGGAAGGAAUUAAAUAAAAGAAGGAUAAAAAAUUUUUUUGAACUAAAGAAGUGGAUGAACAAUAAGCCAUCGAACAUAAAUCCACCAUCUAAUAGCUCAAUAAUUUUUAAAGAGAGUCCAGAAAUCACUUCUCAAAUGUCAAGUGAUAACAGCAACAAGGAUUUAACAACCCAAGGGAGUUUUUGGAAAAUUCAUUCACCGAUGAUUUCCAUCCAGGAUUCACAAAGAGAACAAGAUAGCCUUAUAUUCGAUUUACUUACAGUAAAACUCAUCAAAUCGAGAAAAGGAGAAAAAGGUUCACCUGGAAGUUCCGACCAACUCAGAGACAGUUAUACGCUAGUUCGUGAAAAUAUGCUAGCAAAAAUUGAAUCACACGUCAGACCCUCGACUAUUAAAUCUACAAAAUUGUUUCACGACAAGAAAAGGAAAUAA
Messenger RNA from Rhopalosiphum maidis (corn leaf aphid), 1347 nucleotides. RefSeq lists its product as uncharacterized. The record is from RefSeq and is a predicted model, not a curated record. The transcript has 11 exons. Lineage: Eukaryota; Metazoa; Arthropoda; Insecta; Hemiptera; Aphididae. Bases 1 to 1347 code for a protein of 448 amino acids.